AAUUGUUUAUUCCAUGUACGAGCUGUCCAAAAAAGAAGAUGGCGGAACCGGGUGAGAGGCUGAGCCCUUUUGUGUAUUGGGGGCAGAAAACUGACCAUAUCUCGUUGAAAAUUGACCUAAAAGACGUUGUUGACCCAAUAGUUGAUUUGACUGAAGAUGGAUUAAAGUUCAAAGCUGAUGGAAUUGGAAUCCGAGGGCAUAACUCCUAUGAACUAGAUAUAGAAUUUUAUCAUCCAGUUGAUCCAGAUAAAAGUAGAUACCGAGUGUUGGAUAGGUGUAUUGACUUCCACAUCCAAAAGAAAGGUGAUGGAGAGGUUUGGCCACGACUGACUUGGAAGAAAAUCAAUCACCCCUGGCUCAAAAUUGAUUUUGAUAAAGUUGCUUAUGAAGAUGAAUCGGAGGAAGACGAUCAGCCAGAAAAUGAUAUGUCCCAAGAAGAAGUCUUGAAACAAUUGGAGAAAGAACUGGAUUUAGACUCAGCUAGUGAACCAGAUGUACCAGACCUCAAAACAAUGUACCUGUUUAUGUACAACCUGUUCCAGUUUGUGGGAUUCACAUUCAAUAGCUGUGUUCUUAUUGUUAAUUUCUUAAGAAACAAAGAGGAAGCGAUAACGUCUGGAUUCCAACUAGUUGGAAACCCUUUAAUGGUUUGUCAGACAGCAGCCAUCAUGGAAAUCCUCCAUCCUAUGCUGGGUCUGGUCAAGUCUGGUGCAUUAGCACCAUUGAUGCAGGUUCUAGGGAGAAAUUUUAUAUUGUUUGUCAUCAUAUUACAUGAGGAAAAUAUACAGAGUGCCCCUAUAGUAUUUUUCUUACUCCUGACUUGGAGUUUAAUAGAAGUUGUAAGAUAUCCUUUUUACAUGCUAGCAGUACUGGACAAGAAAAUUUACAUUGUGACCUGGUUGAGGUACACACUGUGGAUGCCCCUGUAUCCAGUCGGAAUAUUUCUAGAGGGUGCUGUAGUUAUCAUGUCCAUUCCAUUGUACGAGAUGUCGCAGAGGUUCUGUCUGUCUCUACCAAACAAUGCCAACAUGGCCUUUUACUUCCCAUGGCUUCUAUACGCAUAUCCACCUAUUCUUCUUAUAGCUGGUUACACAAUGCUGACUUACAUGCACAAUCAGCGAAGGAAGGUGAUAGGUGGUGUAACCACCUCAAAAUCCAAAAAGUCUUCUUAGUUCCUUUUAAGUUUUCCAUGUAUCAAUGUUGUGAUCAAUCAAAACUAUGCCAUUUAAGGUUCGUUCCCACGGUAAUAGUCAGCUUUGAAUCAAAUUUUUUGAGAAUGCGUGCAAAAUUACAAAUCUUGUUAUAAUGGAUAAUUCUGGCCAUCUGAUUUUCCUCAUUAUGUAUGCAUGUAUUCAAAUGAGCUGUGUUGAUUUACAUGUUGAUCAUUAUACAUAGUUGAAUUUUAUUUAUGCAAAUUUUGUAGUGAUUUGUUCUUAAGUAAUCCUAAUGUAUGCAAGAUGGCAGAGAAUCUGUUGUUUUGAUGUAUAAUAUAAAUGUAUGAAUUUUU
Messenger RNA from Magallana angulata, 1507 nucleotides. RefSeq names its product very-long-chain (3R)-3-hydroxyacyl-CoA dehydratase 3-like. Gene Ontology annotation, cellular component: endoplasmic reticulum membrane. Lineage: Eukaryota; Metazoa; Mollusca; Bivalvia; Ostreida; Ostreidae. Gene Ontology annotation, biological process: sphingolipid biosynthetic process; fatty acid elongation; very long-chain fatty acid biosynthetic process. Gene Ontology annotation, molecular function: 3-hydroxyacyl-CoA dehydratase activity. Bases 39 to 1172 code for a protein of 377 amino acids. The record is from RefSeq and is a predicted model, not a curated record. The transcript is spliced from 10 exons.